This is a messenger RNA of Haliotis rubra (blacklip abalone), 3356 nucleotides long. RefSeq names its product cilia- and flagella-associated protein 418-like. The record is from RefSeq and is a predicted model, not a curated record. Lineage: Eukaryota; Metazoa; Mollusca; Gastropoda; Lepetellida; Haliotidae. The transcript has 6 exons. Gene Ontology annotation, cellular component: cytosol. Bases 102 to 659 code for a protein of 185 amino acids.
UUUUCAAACGUUAUUACUAAAAGAGGAAAUCGGAAGUAAACACGAGCACGAGCUUGGUGAUCGGGUAAACAGUAGCCGAGGUAUCAUCGUCAUAACUAAGGAUGGCUGAUGACAUAGAUGAUUUAUUAGAUGAAGUCGAAACUAAAUACUGUACACGAGGAAAUACUACAACGGGAUCCCACAAAAGGAUAACUGCCAAUAAACCCAGGAACAGAGCCAGAUUAGAUGAUGACAUUGAUGACAUUCUCAGAGAAGAUGAUGACAUGCCACAGCUGAAGCAACUUGAUAUAGGCAGUAAAACAUCAGUGGAUGGUAAAGACAACCAGAGGUCACAAUCAUCUCGAAAAUGCUUUCCUGUAUAUUUAGGUGGAAGCUCCUGUGUCCUGGGCUUAGCCUCAAGUGUAAAUAAACGGGCUUGUGACAGGCUGAGGUGUACAUCAUGUGACUUUCGAGUGUCACAGUUUGACAACUUUGAAUGGCAUACAAGUACAGACUAUUUGUUUCUGAGGAACAAUGUACCUGAUUUUGAAAAAUUAAAAUCUAAACUUAAAGCAAGAAAAGGUGUGAGAGCGUACUGCUGCCAGUGUUGCUGGAAGUCUGUACCGGAUCUGGUGGAGCUGAAAGACCCCAAGUUGAAGUGGGUGUGUGGCAAGCAUUGACGCUGAUCAGAGUCUAGAUCACAGAUUCCACAUUCAUCAUUCCGUCCCUUAAACCAGCAUGGAACAACAAUCGCAAACCAUUUGUUCAUGAAUGAUUUGACAGGCAUUGCUUUGAAGUUGACACAUAACAAAAUAGAUAUGUGGUUAACUACUUAAUUAUUACACUGUUAUAAUGAUGUUCCAUUAUAGAUUGGGCAGUGGGGUAGCCUAGUGGUUAAAGCGUUUGCUCCUCACGCUGAAGACCCGGGUUCGAUUCCCCACACGGGUACAAUGUGUGAAGCCCAUUUCUGGUGUCCCCCUCUGAUAUUGCUGGAAUAUUGUGAAAGCACCGUAAAACCCAACUUACUCACUCAAAUUACAGAUCAUUAUAAUGUUGUUCCUGCUCAGAAAUAAUUAAGUUAUUGUCCAUUAAGUGUGUCCACUGCUUUUUGUCACAGCUUUGGAAUCAGAUUUAGGCAGUUUGUUAUGAAUUGUAAAUAGUGUAUUGAAGAAGCUAAAAAUAUAUUCAUGAAAUAUUGGCUAUAUAUAGUUUGCUCAUGGAAAUACUCAUGAGUUAUUAACAAAGAUAAGACUAUUAUAUUUACUAUAUUAUUCUGUAUUACUUGCAUUUAACCAACCACAGAUUUGUUUAUAUAUAUAUAUAUAGAGGGAGAGAGUUAUUUCUGUUGUGACAUAGAUAUAUAUAGGUAAAGACUUUUAGAGAAACUGUAUUCAUUUGUAAUAGGAGUUUUGAUUUUCAAAGGCUCAUCCAUUUCAUGUUAUUGAUCCAUAAUUCUGGCAUGUGUCGCAGUGUCAGCAUGAUAUUCUAGUAUGUUGAAAGGUUCAAGACAUCAGUUCACAAAUUAUAACUCCUGCUAUGUGCUUAUCCAUGUCAUCAUUGCAAAAAUUGUUCUUGAGAUUAUCUUUCAUUUGUUGGCAUCGUAUGUGUGUGAUGAGUUCAGUUUGUGUGCUACUUUCUGAUGAGGUGUGUUUUAACUUAUAGUUGUUAAAUACCAAGACACUGUUUCUGUCAAACAGUAAGAGAUGAUAAAACAACAGUUUAAUCUCACUACUGCGACAGGAAGAAAUACAGAAAUACGACACUUUGUCCUAUCAAGUCUCAGUGGUGAAGGAUUUUGCACAUUAUGCCAAAAUGCUAAUUGCAAAACAUUAUUUCUGGAAAACUGCUAACAGCAGCAUUAAGUCAAACUCUCUCACAUAUUUGUUAUUGGUCAGACUGCUCUUGCUCUGUGUUGACAAGGAUAAAAGAAAGUGAGCAAUUUAAGGAACGAUAAAGUAGAUACUCAUUAUGAUGCAUAUUUAGUUAGUACUAAAAAGACCCAAUUCAUUUCAGGGACCACAAAAUCUUCGCAGCUCAAUUAAAUAUGAGUAUCUAUGAGAAGGUCCUGAUGAGGUGUACAUUUUGUGUAAAACAGCUAAAAUACACUAAACAUGUGGGUGGUCAAAUGUUUAUUGUAAAAGAUAAACUUAACAAAACAAAACUACUGGUGUAUAUUACUAUCGUUAUUGUGCUAAAAUGUACAAAUUAUAACUGACAAGAUCUAAUGACACAAAUCCAGUAAGAUAUUUGUAUUUGCACAACACAAAAUUGCGGUAGUGAAACAAAAGCAGAACCAGCUGUCCCAGUGUUUGCUGACAGACGAUUUGCAACUUUACAGCUUGUCUGCAGUAUGUUUACAAAACCUCCCGAAAAUAAUUCUGGUACUGAGUGAAGGGCAAAACUUUGAAUAUAACCCCCACUGCCAGUCAGGGCCUUUACUGAAGGGAAAUGAUUUGACGGACUUGAAAUAUACAAUACAUAUUGGUAGACCCUUACUAAAAUUUGAUUGACUUGUAGCCUCACCUCCUGUCAGGACCCUCACUAAAGGUCCAAAAUUUGACUACUUGUAACCCCCACCAUCUGUCAGGACCCUCGCUAAAGGGCCAAAAUUUGACUACUUGUAACCCCCACCAUCUGUCAGGACCCUCGCUAAAGGGCCAAAAUUUGACUACUUGUAACCCCAUCAUCUGUCAGGACCCUCGCUAAAGGGCCAAAAUGUGACUGCUUGUAACCCCCACCAUCUGUCAGGACCCUCACUAAAGGGCCAAAAUGUGACUGCUUGUAACCCCCACCAUCUGUCAGGACUCUCACUAAAGGGCCAAAAUGUGAGUGACUGUAACCCCCACGAUCUGUCAGGACCCUCAGUAAAGGGCCAAAAUGUGACUGCAUGUAACCCCAACGAUCUGUCAGGACCCUCAGUAAAGGGCCAAAAUGUGACUGCAUGUAACCCCCACCAUCUGUCAGGACCCUCGCUAAAGGGCCAAAAUGUGACUGCUUGUAACCCCCACCAUCUGUCAGGACCCUCGCUAAAGGGCCAAAAUGUGACUGCUUGUAACCCCCACCAUCUGUCAGGACCCUCACUAAAGCAUCUGUCAAGGGCCAAAAUGUGACUGCUUGUAACCCCCACCAUCUGUCAGGACUCUUGCUAAAGGGCCAAAAUGUGACUGAUUUGUAACCCCACCUCAUGAUCCUCACUAAAGAUGCAAAUGUUUCCAGACCAACUUUUAUGAUCUGAAUAUAUGAAUGCCUCUCUUUUCAUAAACAGGAACCUCGGCCAAUCAUGUAACUGACUACAGUAUCUUGUUCAUUCCGUUGUUGUAUUCAAAUGGGUUGUCAAACCUGUACUGUUGUGUUCAAACAAUAAAACUUAAAACUUU